AUGGGAAUACCAAGAUUCUGCACAUGCAAAACUUGUAACGGAAAGACAGUUCAUAAUAAUAGUGAUCCAAUUACUCCAACAAAUAUACCAACAAAUACACAAAUUAUCACCAAACCAAGCACUUUUAAUACUCCAUUUUCAAUUAACCAUCCAAAUUCUGAUCGAUUAAAUGCCAUUAAACAGGCUUUUGGUGAUUCAAAUAUAACAAUUGCAUAUAAGUUAUCUGGUAGAAACUGUAUUGUUUGUGGCAAAAGAAAAACAGGUUCAAUUAGAAUACCACCAAUUACUUUUGGUGCUAAAAAAUUUGUAAUAUGUAGUAAAAAAGAUAUUCCAAUUUCACUUAGAUAUUUAGAACAUUAUACAAGUAAAGACUUAAAUAUAGAUAAAAACAAAGUUAUAAUAUAUGGCUCUGAUGAUGAAGACCAAUAUGAAAAUGUAGAUAAGAAAAGUGAUUUUCUUUGUCAAGGGUAUACUGUACUUAGGCCUCGUCAUGAACCAUGCCAAUUAUUUUGCAAAAAAAAACAUUUAAAACUAUAUGAAAAAGAUGGUGAUAAAUCAUUCUGUAAACCAUCUCAUUUGGUAAGAUAUCUUAUGGUAUGGUAUGCACCAAGAAGAAGCUCUUUUAAAAAUCAAACGCCAAGAAAAAACCAAAAAAAGAUUCAAGAUGAAGACGAUGAUGAUGAAGAUGAGGAAGAUUAUGAAGAUGAUGAAGAUGAAGAGAAUGAAGAAAUUGAAGAGUUUGAAGAAGAUGAAGGAGAUAAAAUGGUGAAAAAAAAUACAUCAAUACCAAAAAAAGGUAAAUCAAUAAUAUCCACUUCUCCAAAAAAAUCUAUUCCAACACCAUCUAAGCCCGCACCAAAAAAAAGGAUCAGGAAGACCAAUGAAAACUGUACAGUGCCCGAGGUGCAGAAAAUGGGGGUAAAAAAAAUAAAUUAA
Molecule: messenger RNA, 936 nt
Organism: Dictyostelium purpureum
Lineage: Eukaryota; Evosea; Eumycetozoa; Dictyosteliales; Dictyosteliaceae
Exons: 1
Coding region: 1-936 (311 amino acids)
Source: RefSeq, a predicted model, not a curated record